UCUCUACGUAACCCAUGUAUCUUUAAGUGCAAGAAUAUUUCGCCCACUACGCAGUGCAUUGUAUGUGUUUGUAUGAUUGUUUUUGUUAAUUACGACGCAUUAUAUGUUUGAUAACGCGUUUCGAUUUAAUUCACAUAUCAUCAUUUAUUGAUAUGAUUCCAUACACUUUACAUGGGAUAAAUUAAACGAGAAUUUGUAAAAAUACCAUUUCCCAUUUGCAGAUGUGAUCAUUUCAAGUAUUUAUUUUAAAAUGAUAGAUGCCACUUUGAAUCCUUGUAUUAAUUCAAAUGCUUCGCUCGGGAUAGACCAAGCAUGUUUGAGCAUUUUGAAUUUGUAUCUUAAUCCUGUCAUCUUUUAUGCAAUAGCAUGGGAAGCUUAUACGGGUACUGGUUUCCCAAUAACCACUUUAAAUCCAGAGAGUAACACAAGUUUAGUAAUAGACACAAAAUAUCCAUUACACAUAUACUACAAAAGUGUUGAACCAAACAGGACUUACGAGUAUUGUCACUCAACAUACACCUUCAAAGAACAUGGCAGUUAUGGAUGGAAUAUAUCAGCUGCUCAUCUAUGUUCUGAUAUUUAUGUGAUACAUGAACCAGGGAAUCCCUACUUUCCAAUUUUGAUAGCAUUUGCAAUAUACAUGUUAUUAGCAGUUGUAUGGAUAACAUCUAAAAUUAUUAUGCAAAUAAUAAGGAGAAAAUUAUCGUCUAAUAACGUACACGAUGAUUUAGAUAGGCUUCAGGAAGAAAAUCUGACACAUCCAGUAAUAAGAACUACAAAAUUCAGCAGCAGAGUACAAUCAGUAGAUGCAUUCAGAGGAAUUGCAAUAUUAUUGAUGAUAUUUGUCAAUAAUGGAGGAGGAAAAUAUGUUUUCUUCAAUCAUAGUGCAUGGUUUGGACUUUUUGUAGCUGAUUUAGUACUUCCUUGGUUCGCAUGGAUUAUGGGUCUGACUAUAACAAUUUCAAAACGUACAGAACUUCGUUUGACAACAUCACGUGUAAAAAUAGCUUUAUGCGGUCUUCAACGAUCAGCAAAAUUGAUUCUUCUUGGAUUAAUGUUAAAUUCGAUACAUAGUACAUCCUUAAACGAUCUUCGUUUUCCUGGUAUUCUUCAGUUAUUGGCUGUAUCAUAUUUCGUAUGCGCCGUAUUGGAAACAAUCUUCAUGAAACCUCAUUCCCUGGAUAUCUUACUCCAGUUCGGCCGUUUCGUUGUUAUCAGAGAUAUCUUAGAUAGUUGGCCUCAGUGGUUAAUUAUGGCAGGCAUUGUAACUACGCAUACAUUAAUUACCUUCCUUCUUCCGGUACCGAAUUGCCCGACGGGCUACUUUGGACCAGGUGGAAAAUAUCAUUAUCGUGAACAUUAUAUGAAUUGUACUGCUGGCGCAGCUGGUUACAUAGAUAGAUUGAUUUUUGGAAAUCACUUGUAUAAUAAAACAAAUAAUUCUAUUUAUGGUAAAAUUUUACCAUAUGACCCUGAAGGAUUGAUGAACACUAUAUCCGCUAUAUUUAUUGUUUAUUUGGGAGUUCAUGCUGGCAAAAUUUUGUUGUUGUAUUACCAGCCAAAUGCUAGAGUGAUCAGGUGGUUUGUAUGGGCGAUAUUUACGGGUAUUAUUGCUGGAAUCUUAUGCAAUUUUGAAACUCAAGGAGGAGUGAUUCCAGUUAGUAAAAGAAUGAUGACACUAUCGUAUGUUUUGGCUAGUUCUAGUUUAGCUUUCUUAUUGUAUGCACUUUUGUACGUUCUUAUUGAUUAUAAACAGUUAUGGAAUGGAGCUCCAUUUAUUUAUGCUGGGAUAAAUCCAAUUUUUCUUUAUGUGGGUCAUAUUUUGACAAAAGAUUUAUUCCCAUGGGCGUGGAAUAUUGCUCAUCCUUCCCACGCAUCUGUUCUAGCUAUGAACUUGUGGACAACAACUUUAUGGGCAAUAAUUGCGUAUCUUCUUUAUCGAAAUGAUAUUAUUAUAACUGUUUAAAAAUAUUCAAGUUAUUAUAAUGUUUUGAUAUGAAUGAAACAUUUUUAAAAAAUUUUUUUUUAUUAAAACAAAAAAAAACAUAAAAUAACAUUGUGAUAAGGCCUAAUAAGGCGACUAUAAAUUAAGAAGAGAAUGAAUGACAUAUUUGCAUUUGAUAUUAUUAACACUGAUUAACAAAUAAGAAGCAUAAUUAUUUUAGCUUUAAAUAGUUUAAUUGCUGUAUUUAAUUUUUAUAAAUAAAGAUAAUAAAUAAAU
Messenger RNA from Frieseomelitta varia, 2221 nucleotides. RefSeq names its product heparan-alpha-glucosaminide N-acetyltransferase-like. Lineage: Eukaryota; Metazoa; Arthropoda; Insecta; Hymenoptera; Apidae. The transcript has 12 exons. The record is from RefSeq and is a predicted model, not a curated record. The coding region runs from base 251 to 1966 and encodes 571 amino acids.